CCCCCAGAGGACACAAGUAGGAGUGGAGAUGUGAGACACACAGACGGGGGCGUGUCAAAGUGACUAACACAUUUCACAGCGCAUAAAUACAGACUUCACAGCUGCAGGGACAGAGCACAGAAGGACCAGGACAGAAACACACCAAAACAGAAGCAAAGGAGAGAAACAGAACCUUAACAUCAGAAAAAAUAAAAUCUUUAUUAAGUUCCAGAUAACUUGAGAUAUCUGGGUGAGGAGUUCUGUAUCUGCUGUAUAGUGUUGCUGUGAAAUCCUUUUCAGAGUGUUUCUGCUCUCCCGAGUAGAGCUUUGCAUUAUCCCACCGAAGAAGACUGGGGGCAAAGAAGUCAGGAUGAGAUCCACAGUCCUCGCUCUCCUUGUUUUGGGGACCUGCGCCCUGGGAGGGUGGUGUCUCCCCCUCAAAUCCAUCUUUGUUACCUUCCCUGGAGACAUACUCAAGAACAGGACCGACACCGAGCUGGCGGACGACUACCUACGGCGGUUUGGCUACAUGAAUGUUCAGCACCGCAGUGGCCUGGAGCCAUCCAUGUCCAAGUCCAAGGCUCUGAAGAUGCUGCAGCAGCAGUUAGGCCUGGAAGAGACCGGAGAGCUGGACCAGCCCACAGUCACCGCCAUGAAACAGCCCCGCUGUGGAGUCCCUGACAUCCGCAACUAUCAGACGUUCGCGGGUGACCUCAAAUGGGACCACAACGACAUCACUUACAGGAUCUUGAACUAUUCUCCGGACAUGGAAGGCUCCGUGAUCGAUGAUGCUUUUGCGCGAGCGUUCAAGGUGUGGAGUGAGGUCACCCCACUGACGUUCACCCGCCUCUAUGACGGGACCGCUGACAUCAUGGUGUCCUUCGGGAGAGCAGAUCACGGAGAUCCCUACCCAUUUGACGGCAAAGACGGCCUGCUGGCCCACGCCUACCCUCCAGGGGAGGGGGUUCAGGGCGACGCCCACUUUGACGACGAUGAGUUCUGGACCCUUGGAAAAGGACCGGUGGUGAAGACGUACUAUGGCAACGCUGAGGGUGCGAUGUGUCAGUUUCCGUUCGUGUUCGAGGGGAAGUCAUACUCCACCUGCACCACCGAGGGGCGCUCUGGCGGCCUGCCCUGGUGUGCCACCACAGCGGACUACGACAGAGACGAGAAGUACGGCUUCUGCCCCAGCGAACUGCUGUACACGUUUGACGGUAACAGCGACGGGGCUGCGUGCGUGUUCCCCUUCGUGUUCCUGGGCGAGACCUACAACAGCUGCACCACGGAGGGCCGCAGCGAUGGCUACCGCUGGUGUGCCACCACCAAGAACUACGACCAGGACAAGAAAUACGGCUUCUGCCCAAACCGCGACACGGCUGUGAUUGGUGGAAACUCUGAGGGAGAGCCCUGCCAGUUCCCCUUUAAGUUCCUGGGAAACACGUACGACUCCUGCACCAGCGAGGGCCGCAGAGACGGGAAGCUGUGGUGUGCGACGACGGGCGACUACGACCGCGACCAGAAGUGGGGGUUCUGCCCCGACAAGGGCUACAGCUUGUUCCUGGUAGCAGCUCAUGAGUUUGGACACGCUUUGGGUCUGGACCACUCCACCGUCCAGGAGGCCCUCAUGUUCCCCAUGUACAGCUAUGUGGAGAAGUUUUCCCUGCAUCAAGAUGACAUUGAAGGCAUCCAGUAUCUCUAUGGAAAAUCAGAAAAUGGGAAUUGGAGGUCAACAAAAAAACAAGAAGGACCAACAAUAGCAAAGAAUCAUCCGGAUCCUUCAUCCCUGCUGCCCACUCUCGCCAUUUCCGCUGGAGUUCUUCUGCUGCUCUGCUGUGUGGCCGCUGGCGUCGCAUGGAAGAUCAAACGUAAAAUAAGACCAGCUGUGGAAGACAAAAAUGAAAAGGUACUUUGGUCUUUGAAUGAGAGUGGUCUUUGGAAUUCACAAGUGAUGUUUCAUCCCCUUUAAAAUGUUCAUGAAUUGUUCAUAGGAAAUAAAAUGUGUGUUAUCUUUUCUACUUGCUUUACAUUCAUUAGCGAGAGUUGUGGUUAUGUAGCUUUUAUAAAGUCAAUAUACAUUCAUAGCCAUGACAUAAGGAGUCCAUAGCUAUGAUGGUAUUCAUAUGAAACUUUAUAAAGGCUUUAUGAACCUACAGUAAAGUGUUGCAUUAUUUCCUCCCCAUUGUAGCCCCCAGGAGCGACCUAUGCUGAAGUUCUGACCAAUGACAGCACACAGGAGCCAAGUGACGUGGUUUACUCCGAUGUGAAUCUACACCAGUGCUCACAGAGUCCUCCCCGACAGGACCAAGUUGUGUACUCUACUAUUAACUAUUGAAAGGCCCAUUUUUAGACAUUUUAGACAAAAACUGCCAGACAGCCACUCCACACUCACCGGAAUUGCCUCAUGCUGAGACUUUAUUUAAAAUAAACAAAUUUUUAAAAAUGUAAUGUAAUUUUGUUUCUUAUUCAAACCUGGGUCAAAUUUUAUAUGGCGACCUGCUAACAUUCGAAAACAGUUGUUCAGUUGUUCCCUGAGAAUUUUUACCAAAAUGUGUACCUCAUCAAAACGUGUAAUUACAUAAGCCUUAUAAUUAUAUGAAAAUGUCAUUAUAUGGAAAUUCGAAUUAUAUGAAAAUAAGAUUCAUUUUCUUCUGAAUGUUUUUGCAAAAAAAGAUGUUGCUUUUUAAAUUGUCAAUGGUCUGUAGGAGUUUCACUACUGGCUGAACAAUGAAAGUAUUUGACCCUGGUGUGUUUGCUGUGAGAGUACUGCAUUAUAAAUAUCUAUAGCCCUUUCUAUGUAAAAACAGUUUGAGUAAUGUAAUACCAUUUCAGCUUAACAUGCAAGAAAAUGACUGCAACAGAGCAAUGAACUUCCAAAUUAGUUUUACAUGCAAACCAAUUGCUGUAACAUUGCGAGAAUGUAAAUCUGACACCUGAGUUCCAUCCAUCCAUCAUCUGGGGGGCGCUGGAGCCUAUCCCAGGAUGCGUUGGGCGAGACACAGGAAUACACCCUGGACAGUUUGCAGGUUCACCGCAUGGCAAACUGUGUUGCAAUUUAAUGGAAUUCAGAAAUAAGGAAUAUCCUAGUAAUUUGGUAGUUUGCACGAUUUUCACUGUUACUUGGUUUUGAAUACAGCCAUUUAACAGGAGUUCUUCAUAUUUGGAGCGAUGUGUAGCAUGGAGUGUAGCACAGUGGGUAAGGAACUGGACUUGUAACAGAAAACUUGCAGGUUCGAUUCCCGGGUAGGACACUGCCGUUGUACCCUUAAGCAAAGUACUUAACCGAAAUUGCUUCAGUAUAUAUCCAGCUGUAUAAAUGGAUACAAUGUAAAAUGCUAUAUAAAAGUUGUGUAAUUCGCUCUGGAUAAGAGAGUCUGCUAAAUGCCUGUAAUGUAAUAAUGUAAUUUGGUUUGGUACAUUGACAAAACGGGUGUAAAUGUGAUGGUUCUGUGUUUCUGUCUCUGUUUUUCCUUGUUGGGCCGCCAGAUGGCGGCACUUCAGUUCGUUCUCCCUCCCUGUGUGAAUUGUAUUAUUGGUUUUAAUUAUUCUGUCAUUGUUCCCACCUAUGUCUUGUUAUGCCCUCCUUUUUCUGGUUUGAUUGUUCUUUGAGUUCACCUGUGUCUUGUUACCCUUGUCUAUUUAAGUUCUUUGUCUCCCUGACUCGGGUGCUGGUUCCUUGUGUUUCUGCCUGCGUUCCUGCCUGCAUUCCUGCCUGCGUUCCUGCCUGUGUUCCACCAACCUGUAUUCUGUCCUGCCCGUGUUCUGCCCUGCCGGUGUUCUGUUCUGUUUUUUUAAGUAUCUUUUUGUGUUUAUGGUUUUGCCCCUCGUGGCCUUUUGUUUGUUCCCUGUUUGUUAUUAAGUAAAGUCUUUGUUUGAAUUUUC
Anguilla rostrata (American eel) is the source of this 3858-nucleotide messenger RNA. Its product is annotated as matrix metalloproteinase-9-like. Gene Ontology annotation, molecular function: zinc ion binding; metalloendopeptidase activity. The record is from RefSeq and is a predicted model, not a curated record. Bases 350 to 1945 code for a protein of 531 amino acids. The transcript has 11 exons. NCBI's taxonomy places the organism in Eukaryota, Metazoa, Chordata, Actinopteri, Anguilliformes, Anguillidae. Gene Ontology annotation, cellular component: extracellular matrix. Gene Ontology annotation, biological process: proteolysis; extracellular matrix organization; collagen catabolic process.